Momordica charantia (bitter melon) is the source of this 783-nucleotide messenger RNA. RefSeq names its product tonoplast intrinsic protein 5;1 (gene TIP5;1). Gene Ontology annotation, biological process: water transport; transmembrane transport. Gene Ontology annotation, molecular function: water channel activity. The record is from RefSeq and is a predicted model, not a curated record. Lineage: Eukaryota; Viridiplantae; Streptophyta; Magnoliopsida; Cucurbitales; Cucurbitaceae. Gene Ontology annotation, cellular component: membrane.
AUGUUCUCCUGCAAAAUGGCCCCAUCUUCCCUCGCUUCCCGCUUCCGACAAUCGGUCACCCCGACCGCACUCCGAUCCUAUGCCGCCGAGUUCAUCUCCACAUUCUUCUACGUCUUCUCUGUCGUCGGAUCAUCCAUGGCCUCCCAGAAGAUGAUGUCGGGCGCUGUUAGGACAGACUCGUCGAAUCUUCUCGUGGCAGCCGUUGUCAAUGUCUUUGCUUUGGCUUCUGCGGUGUACAUUGCAGCCAAUAUCUCUGGAGGACAUGUCAACCCGGCGGUGACAUUUGGCAUGGCGGUCGGCGGCCACGUCAGUAUCCCAACUGCUCUCUUCUAUUGGUUUGCCCAGAUGCUUGCCUCUGUCAUGGCCUGCAUUGUUCUUAGAGUCACCAUUCUUGGACAGCAUGUUCAAAGCUACGCUAUUGCGGAGGAAAUGACCGGAUUCGGAGCAUCGGUGGUGGAAGGCAUAUUAACAUUUGCUUUAGUGUACACUGUCUUCGCCGUCGGUGAUCCGAAAAGAGAUCCAUGCAAUGCGAUUGGAGCCGUGAUGGUCGGGCUGAUGGCCGGAGCCAAUGUGCUGGCUGCGGGGCCGUUCUCCGGUGGGUCGGUGAAUCCGGCGUGCGCGUUCGGGUCGGCGAUUGUGGCCGGGAGUUUCAAGAACCAGGCAGUGUACUGGGUUGGGCCGUUGAUUGGGGCUGCUCUGGCCGGAAUUGUUCAUGACAAUGUGGUUUUUCCGGCUGAAAAUGCAGAUUCUUUCAGAGGGGUUUCUGAGGCUGUUGGGGUGUAA